UUUUUCAUUUGUACCUAACAUCGCAUAAAUUUCCUGAUUCAUCUUUGUCAUUUUUGUACAAAUUCUUCAUUUACCGGUAAUGAAUAAUCGGGGCAGACGAUGUACGUAUCACAUCUGGUGCGAGACAUAAUUCUCGCAGCAGACGAUUGAAAGCUAUAGCUUGUAAUAUUGGAAUGUAAUUGAGAAAAAAUGACAGAUAUUUGCAGAUUGUGAUUUCUGCACGUGCCAAAAUGUAGACUUUUUGUAUGAUGUAAUAUACUCUCGUUGCAACAUUCUGGCAAGAACACGGAAUUAUUUCAAAUUAUUCUCCAGAGAUUGAAGCAUAAACUUUUUAACUUUUUUUCAAAAUGAGGGAAAUUGUACAUUUACAAGUCGGACAAUGUGGGAAUCAAAUAGGUUCAAUUUUCUGGGAAAUGAUUUCUGGUGAACACGGAAUUGACGAGUCCGGGCAGUAUGUUGGUGACUCAGCUUUACAAUUAGAAAGAAUUGACGUUUAUUAUAAGGAAGGAUCAAACCGGAACUAUGUUCCGAGAUCAAUUCUGGUUGAUUUAGAACCUGGAACACUCGACUACGCCAGAUCUAGUGCUUAUGGAAAGUUGUUCCGGCCGGAUAAUUUUGUCGCUGGUUAUGCUGGAGCCGGAAAUAAUUGGGCAAAAGGCCAUUAUACAGAAGGAGCGGAAUUGGUAGACAAUGUUAUGGAUGUGAUCCGAAAGGAGUCGGAAUCCUGCGAAUGUCUCCAAGGUUUCCAGCUCUGUCAUUCCUUGGGAGGCGGAACCGGAUCCGGUAUGGGAACUCUGAUCAUUUCCAAAAUUAGAGAAGAAUAUCCGGAUAGAAUAAUGAAUACAUUUUCUGUUGUACCAUCACCUAAGGUAUCUGAUACAGUUGUAGAGCCGUACAAUUCUACAUUGUCUGUUCACCAGCUAGUCGAAAACACAGAUGAGACAUACUGCAUCGACAACGAGGCUCUCUACGAUAUAUGUUUCAACACUCUAAAAUUAAAAACUCCAACAUACGGGGACCUGAACCAUUUAGUUAGUUUGACGAUGUCUGGUGUCACAACAUGUUUACGGUUUCCAGGACAAUUGAAUGCUGAUUUAAGAAAACUGGCCGUAAACAUGGUGCCGUUUCCGCGUCUGCAUUUCUUUAUGCCCGGCUUCGCACCACUGACAUCACGCGCAUGUCAAGAAUACAGAGCAGUGUCCGUUCAGGAACUAACACAACAAAUGUUCGAUGCUAAAAAUAUGAUGGCUGCUUGUGACCCAAGACACGGACGAUAUUUAACUGUUGCUACUAUUUUCCGCGGACAUAUUUCAAUGAAAGAAGUGGACGAACAAAUGUUAAAUGUUCAAAACAAAAACAGUUCGUAUUUUGUAGAAUGGAUUCCACACAAUGUGAAAACAGCCGUCUGCGACAUUCCACCGAAGGGAACAAAAAUGUCUGGUACGUUUAUUGGGAACAGCACUGCUAUUCAGGAACUUUUUAAGAGGAUUUCCGAACAAUUUACCGCAAUGUUCCGAAGGAAAGCUUUUCUGCAUUGGUAUACAGGGGAAGGAAUGGACGAAAUGGAAUUUACCGAGGCGGAGUCGAAUAUGAAUGAUUUGAUAUCCGAAUAUCAACAGUAUCAAGAUGCAACAACUGAAGAUUUUUGUGAUGAUAUCGAGGAAGAAGAAGAAAUUGACGUUGACUAAUAACAUACUGUAAAUUCAAAAUUUUGCGAUGUUCAAGUUACAGUGAAACCUGGCAAAAACGAACCUGAAUAAACCGAAAACCUGUCUAAACCAAACAUGAUCGUAAGCACCGUCAUAUCAAAUUAUGUGCGUUGUGAACCUGAUAAAACCGAACAUAAGUCCCGAAGAGGUUCGGUUUAGCCAGGUUUCACUGUAUAACAAAAUUUGCGCAAAAUUUGCGACGGGGAACAAGAGUCAUAUUUUAAAUUUCAAAAUCAUUAUUAGUAUUAUUCCACUGCUUAUACAUAUUUUUUAUAAAGUUUUUUUUAUCAAUGAUACAACUCUACACCAGAGGCAAAUUGCUUAAGACGUAGAAGCUAUCAUCAUGGUCUUCAACAAUGAGAAAAAACUACUACCGUAACGCAAGCUUGUUUUUAUGAAAUCGAAGUGAUAAAUUCGCAUGUUAUUGCAAUGUUAUUACAUUUCUGAAUUUUAAAAUUGUUACGUUACAGUUUGUUUUGUUAUGGUUUGCCUUCAAAUUUUGCUUGUUUGUGGUUUUAGUUAUCUAAUUUGAAAAGAAGAGAUAAUAUAGACAUCAAGAUAUUGCUUACUUUCUAAAAUUCCAUUAACAGUGUGGAAGCGAUUGGCGACUGUUCAUUGAAAAUAUAUAAAAAAAAAUGUUUGCAAAAAAAAACUCAAGUCUUUUGUAGACGAAACGCGCGUCUGGCGUAUUAAAUUAUAAUCCUGGUACCUUGAUAACUAUUUUUAAACUGUUAUAUAGUAUUGAUGUUGCUUUUGAAUGAUACGAAUUGCUCACACUAAUUUAUUGACUAAAUAAAAACAAUAUAUUUUAA
Molecule: messenger RNA, 2521 nt
Organism: Mytilus trossulus (common blue mussel)
Lineage: Eukaryota; Metazoa; Mollusca; Bivalvia; Mytilida; Mytilidae
Product: tubulin beta chain-like
Exons: 2
Coding region: 348-1688 (446 amino acids)
Biological process (GO): mitotic cell cycle; microtubule cytoskeleton organization
Cellular component (GO): microtubule; cytoplasm
Molecular function (GO): GTP binding; GTPase activity; structural constituent of cytoskeleton
Source: RefSeq, a predicted model, not a curated record